This is a messenger RNA of Orbicella faveolata, 2696 nucleotides long. RefSeq names its product putative 3',5'-cyclic phosphodiesterase pde-5. Gene Ontology annotation, molecular function: 3',5'-cyclic-nucleotide phosphodiesterase activity; protein binding. Gene Ontology annotation, biological process: signal transduction. The record is from RefSeq and is a predicted model, not a curated record. NCBI's taxonomy places the organism in Eukaryota, Metazoa, Cnidaria, Anthozoa, Scleractinia, Merulinidae.
UUGAAGUAGCAUUAUUGUUUUGGCGCUUUUGACAGAUGACCAGAUUGAGUCACGUGACCAUCUGCAGACGGCAGCUGUUUCUUACUUAGCGAUGGAAGAUAAACAUCGUUUUGUGCGCUCGCCGAAAUUCUACGUUAAAAAGUUGGCAUGAAAGGAAACCCGUGGCAAAAAUCCUGAUGUCAAGUCCUUCACGCCAGGUUGGGAAUCGUCGGCUUCCACCUUUACCGAGCAGUUCGCGCCACAGUCCAAGUUAUCAGCGUGUUUCGAGCGGACAUGGCUCAUCGCCGGUCUCGGCGAAGGCAGCGAAAGGGCAUACUAGCAACCGACCUUCAAACAACCACGGAACGGGAAGUCACAUUACCCACAUCGAUCUGACCGCAAACUUUGGCGAUGGACCGUUCCGACCAGCUUUGGUCCAAGGAAAAGCGAUUGCGAACGGGCAAGAGAUGGAUGAGGAGGCAGUGAGAAAUUUUCUUCGAGCAAAUCCCGUGUUUCUGGAGGAUUAUGUUAUGAAACAUGUCGAUCAAGACCGUUUAGAGCGCUGGCUUAUCAGGAAAACACGAAAAUUAAAGAAUAAAGGCGGCAAGAAACCUGCGAAUUCCCUUGGUCAUGAAAAUAAUAAACAAAGUGAUCCUCACCGACCGUCUCUGUCGAAGUGGAAGUUUUGUGUACACAGUGACAAGAAAAAAAUGCUGGAGGAGUUGACAAAUGACAUUCAUCAGUCUCCCAACAAGCAGAAGGUGUUAAUGGAAUUGGCUAACUGCAUUGCAUCAGCAUGCCAUGCGGACUCCUUCACAUUAUACUUGGUUGAUGCAACAGGAAAGGCCUUGUACAUCUACAAUCCUAAUCAUCCAGAAGGGAGGACAUCAUCAAAUAUUCAGAUAAAAGAGGCAACUACAAUUGCAGCUUAUGUGGCUUAUACUCACAAGCCUUUGAGAACCAAUGAAGUAUUGGGGGAUGAGCGUUUUCCAGAAGGAAUUGGGCUAGAAGAUAGCACAGCUCAAUCAGUUCUGUGCCAGCCCAUUGUUCAGUCAAAUGGCGAGCUUGUUGGUGUGAUUGAAUUGUGUAGGAGACUUGGCCAUGAAGCGUUUGGAGAAGAGGAUGAUGAGAUUGUUAACAGCUAUCUUGUUUGGGGUGGAAUAUCUCUGUAUUAUGCUGAGAUGUUCCAAAACAUGCAAAGACACAGAAAGUUAACAGAGUUUCUGCUGAAUGUAACAAGGUCAAUAUUUCAAGAUAUUGUCAGCAUGGAUACUGUGAUUAUGAAGAUUAUGAAUUAUGCUCAAACUUUGGUGGAUGCAGACAGGACUUCAUUGUUCCUUGUUGACAACAGAACAAAUGAACUGUAUGCCAGGAUAUUUGAUAUUGGUGGUAGCUUAGAAGACAGCCGGUCAUCCAAUCUUCAAAAAGAGAUCAGGUUUCCAAAGACAAAGGGUGUGGCAGGCCAUGUGGCAACCACUGGAGAGACACUCAACAUUGCUGAUGCUUACCAUGAUGAAAGGUUUAACAGGUAUGCAGUGGAAACAAAUGCUGAUGGUUUUUUACAAUCCUGUUUGCUACAGGUAGCACUGGAGGUUCUUUCUUACCACAGCAAAUGCUCUGACCGCGAGUUGGCAAGAGUCCAAGAAAUGCAACUUGAAGAUCCUUAUCCAAAUUUGGAAUCGUAUAAAUUUGAUUCAUACUCACUGGUGACAGAUGGAACGGAUCGAAUGCCAAGUCUUGUCAUUCAAAUGACAAAGAACCUCUUUUCACUUCAAAGAUUUGGUUUAGAUGAGCUCAGGCGUUUUGUGUUGACUGUGAAGAAGAAUUACCGAGAUGUGCCAUACCAUAACUGGACUCAUGCCUUUGCUGUGGCACAUUCCAUGUACCUUGUUAUUCGAUCUGGAAAUGACAAGUUCACUGCACUUGAGGCAUUAGCAAUGUUCUUUGCUUCCCUUUGUCACGACCUGGAUCAUCGCGGUCGAACCAACUCGUGGAUGAAGAAUGAACAGACUCCACUGGCUGCUGUGUACAGCACAUCAACUAUGGAACACCAUCACUUUAACCAGACUAUUACCAUCCUUCAGCAUGAAGGACACAACAUCUUCUCACACUUGAGUCCAGCAGAGUACAAAACGGUGCUGGGUUACAUGAAAGAGUGUAUACUUGCCACUGACCUGGCAUUGUUUUUCGGUAACAAGUCCAAACUGAAGGAUUUAGCUGACAAGGGCGAAUUCUCUUGGGAAAACCAGGAACACAGAAAGUUGUUACGAGCUAUUUGUAUGACUGCCUGUGACUUGUCUGCCUGUACAAAGCCCUGGGAAAUCCAACUAGAGAUUGUAAAAGUUAUAUACCAAGAAUUCUAUGCAGAGGGUGAUCUGGAAAAGGCCCAGGGAAAAACACCCAUUGCAAUGAAGGACCGUAACACGGCUCAUGAGCUACCAGCGCACCAGGUUGGUUUCCUGGUUGGAAUCUGUUUGCCAUGUUAUGAGCUCUUACAGAGGUGUAUUCCAGAUACAAAGCCGCUUGUGGACGGAUCUCAGUAAGUUUUGUUUGUGUCAUGACCGUGGGCAUCAUUUGAGUUUGGCCUUGGCCGAUUUUUCAAAGAUUUUUUCUCGUCUUAUAUUAGUCUCAGAAUUGUACAGCCUGUUCAGUUUCAAUAACAUAACACAAGGGCCGCCCUGGGAAUAUAAGGCCCUAGGCCUCGAUUCUAAAGAUCG